Aspergillus alliaceus is the source of this 4392-nucleotide messenger RNA. RefSeq names its product putative SNF2 family helicase/ATPase. The record is from RefSeq and is a predicted model, not a curated record. The transcript is spliced from 5 exons. Bases 1 to 4392 code for a protein of 1463 amino acids. Gene Ontology annotation, cellular component: nucleus. Gene Ontology annotation, molecular function: ubiquitin protein ligase activity; ATP-dependent chromatin remodeler activity; ATP binding. Gene Ontology annotation, biological process: DNA damage response; protein polyubiquitination. Lineage: Eukaryota; Fungi; Ascomycota; Eurotiomycetes; Eurotiales; Aspergillaceae.
AUGUCUGUUGCGGAGGCCAAGAUUUUUUUUCCAGGUGCGGUGCCGGACAACCUGGUUACUGCUCUGGCGCGGAGGUCUUCCAAAGGACUUGACAGUGACGCGACCCCAAACAAGCGUCGCAAGUUGACUUACGGAAUUCAGAGCCUUAGAGAGCUGAAUGGACUUUCGGAUAGUGGAGUGCCUCUAGGCUAUAUUCCCCUGGCGCGCUUUCAUUUGUACAUGGAUUUUGCCCGCGAAAAUCCGGUCCAGGAUGGAUUGGAUACAUUCAUAGAGAGUUCCUCCCAGUUGCCCGUCCUGAUCCUAAUUGCCAAGCAUCCUCGCGCCAGCCCGACUUCGAAUGACUGGCUCAAACUAGAGCUGGUCACGACGACGAACCGAGAAACCAUCUUUGAAUUUGAGUCAGAUGAUCCACAGCUGCUGAUAUUGGGAAAGGAUCUAGAGCUCGCCCAAAACCUUGUUUGUGCGGAUUGCUUCCCCCGGAAGAUUCCCGUCGCCUGCUAUCAGUCCACUCUAUACAUUAUCCCAGACAGGAAAAGAUCUUUCUACCUUGAGACGAUUAUUUUAUGGAAGGACUCUCUGGAUAUUCUAGGAAACUACCAAUUGUUGGGUGAGACACGAAGAGCAUUUUCCCGAUAUGUCCUCCAUGAACAACACGGUCUUACUUCGGGGCACAGUCACAGUCAGCCUGGAUGGUCCCCCCGUGACUUUUAUGAUAACGUCUACGUUCCUCCAGACACACCCGGAUCAUCAGCAGAGGUUACGUGUAGUUUGAUAGAGUGUCGGUUAUUCCCAUUCCAAAGGAGGGCAGUUAGGUGGCUAUUGCAGAGGGAAGGCGUAGAACUCCAGGCCGAUGGGCAAGUGGUUCCUGUCAAAGAUAGAUCUAAUGGAGGUUUGCCAACUUCAUUUAGACAAUUUACCGAUGCAGAUGGACGAGUCUGCUUUGCAAGCCAACUGUUUAUGAUUGUCUCCACUGACCUCUCGAAAUGGUAUGACGCAGGUAAUCAUCUCAGAGGCGGAAUACUGGCCGAAGAAAUGGGACUUGGCAAAACUGUCGAGAUGAUUAGUUUAAUGUGUCUUAAUCGCCGGCUACUAACAUACGAAGAAACCUUCGUGGACCGUCAGCAUGGUAGCUUGAGACCGUCAGGUGCAACCCUAAUAAUAACCCCGCCUGCAAUUCUUGAACAGUGGGAACAAGAAAUCAGACUGCAUGCUCCUGGCCUCAGUGUUUUUCACUAUACCGGUAUCCAGCGUCACCGGUUGUUGUCAGAUGACGAAUUGGUUGAGUUGCUCGCUGAUCAAGAUGUCGUGCUUACUACUUAUGAUGUCCUCUCGCGAGAAGUCUACUAUUCCGGCGAUGCACCACAGAGAAAUCUGCGCCAUAAAAAGAGAUUUGAACCGAGGAGGACGCCGCUGGUCCGCAUUUCUUGGUGGCGAGCUUGUAUUGAUGAAGCUCAGAUGAUAGAGAGUGGAGUCAGCAACGCGGCAAGGGUUGCCCGUUUAAUUCCUCGUCAGAACGCCUGGGCUGUGACUGGGACACCGCUUCGAAAAGAUAUAACUGACCUUCUUGGCCUUUUGCUGUUCCUCCAUUAUGAACCUUUCUGCGGCGUCACUUGGAACAGGUUAUGUGGCAGCUUUAGGCCCGAGUUGGCAAAUAUUGUUCGUAAAAUUGCUCUUCGGCAUAGUAAGGACCAUGUUCGCAGUGAGCUCCAUAUACCGCCUCAGAAGAGGGUUGUUAUCACAAUCCCUUUUACAGCAGUGGAGGAACAGCGCUAUGGACAGUUAUACGAAGAAAUGUGCGAAGCAUGUGGUCUUGAUCCAUCGGGAGCUCCUUUGGAUGGUGAUUGGGACCCCGAUGACCCGUUGAUAAUAGAAAGAAUGCGAAGCUGGUUAAUAAAACUACGCCGGACUUGCCUCCACCCUGCUGGAAAGCCGCGUCGUGGGUUAGGUACUGGGACUGGGCCUCUGCGCUCUGUGUCUGAAGUGCUUGAAGUCAUGGUUGACCAAACAGACGCACUUAUACACGCAGAGGAGCGCUCUCUGCUUAUGUCUCAAUUACGUCGUGGGCAGUUGCUUGAAAAUGCAAAGCACCGGCAGCAGGCACUUGAACUCUGGACAAAGUCAUUAAAACGGGCUAGUGCAAUUGUCAAGGAAUGUCGGGAUCGGUUGCACUUAGAACGCAUUAAACGCCGGAUGAGUGCCAUUGAUGCAGAUCAAGAUGCAGCAUCUGUUGACACGACAAGUGAAGAUGAGGGUGAAGAGGCAGCUAAGAAUACUCGAGUCGUUGCACGUCAGAGGCUGCGUGCUGCUCUUGAGAUUCAACACAUCUGUGUGUUCUUUACCGGAAAUGCGUAUUAUCAAAUAAAGACAGACCCUAAACUCACUGCGCCUGAUUCAGAGGAAUACAAAUUCCUCGAGGAACGUGAAAUACAGGCGUACGAAACUGCAAAGUUGAUUCGAAAAGAGAUGUUGACCGACAUUUCACGGAAGGCCGGUCAUCUCAUGAAAGUGAUUAGAGAACGGUCGCAAAAGAAUCAAUUUUCGCACAUCCCUAAAAUGAAGCCCCAGAUAUAUAGUAAGGGAAUUGAAUCUCACCGCGUACUUGACAAGCUUGAAGCUUUCUGUGAUGCUAUGAACAAGCAUGCUGUCCAGUACGAUGAAUGGCGUCAGAUCAUGAUCAAAUUGCUUUCCCAGUCGCUCAUUGACCAAGAGGAUGAAGCAGAGUUGGAAGGCGACGAGUAUGAAAAAUCUACGAAGCAUCAAGAUGAGAUGUACGUUUAUAUGGAGGCCUUACGUGCAAUGUUCGCCGAUCGCCACGAUGCUUUGACUGGGCAGAAGAAUGUCCUCAUUGCCCAUGAAAUCAAGAGCGGGAUUGUCCAGGCACAGAGAGGAGAAGGGCCUUCCCCGAAUCUCUUUCUACAGAUGGUAAACACUCGUAGUAGUGUCAAGCCUGACUGUCAGCUAGGCUCGCUUCGCGGCAUUAUUAGCGAGCUUCGAAGUCUUGCCACUUCUCUUGAGUGGCAGGCGAACGGAGGAAGCCCUCGAGCCCGUGCCGAACUCGAAAUUGUAUCCUUAGUUCUUCAAAAUGCGAGUCAGAUGGCUUCUGAGCAAGGUAAAGUUGCGGCAAACAUGGAGAGGGAAGUGGAAAUGUUUCGAGAUACUAUGAACAAUCGACUCGAAUACUAUCGCCAGCUGCAACAAAUCUCCGACACUGUGGCACCUUAUGAUGAAGAAAGCGCUGGUAAAUCCCUGGAUGAGAUGCUUUUCUCUUCCAAGCUCGAGCAAGAGGAAGCAAUAGAUGAGAAGAUCUCAGCAUUGAGAGCAAAGCGCCGUUACCUUAUUCACCUACGCGACGAGUCUGGCUCUGACGACUCGUCAAAAAUAUGUGUCAUCUGCCAAUCUAGCUUCGAAGUUGGUGUUCUGACUGUUUGUGGCCACAAGUAUUGCAAGGAUUGCUUGCGCAUGUGGUGGCAUCAACACAGAACUUGUCCAACGUGCAAAAAGCGCCUGAAAGCCAAUGACUUCUAUCAAAUUACAUACAAGCCGCAGGAGUUUGUUGUGCAGGAGGAGAAGCCGCAAACUAGGAUUGAGCCCGAACGUCCCCCCAAAAACUCAUUAUAUACUGAUAUCGGCUCCGGCACUCUCAGAGAAAUUAAAAACAUUGAUCUGGAUGGUUCAUUCAGCACUAAGAUUGAUACACUAGCACGUCAUGUACUAUGGCUGCGCCACCAUGACCCUGGUGCUAAAUCGGUGAUCUUUUCGCAAUAUAAGGACUUCUUAGAGGUUCUAGCCAUUGCAUUCUAUCGAUUUAAGAUUGGCUUUAGCAGUGUUGAUGGCAAAGAUGGUAUAUCAAAGUUCAAGCGCGACCCAUCGGUUGAAUGUUUUCUCCUGCACGCAAAGGCGCAUUCGUCAGGACUCAAUCUGGUGAACGCAACCCACGUUUUCCUUUGCGAGCCUCUCAUCAACACUGCAAUCGAGCUUCAGGCAAUCGCUCGUGUACACCGAAUUGGUCAGCAUCGACCAACCACCGUUUGGAUGUAUCUAGUCUCUGGUACCGUCGAGGAAUCGAUUUACGACCUUUCCGUAUCACGUCGCCUAGCCCAUAUUAUACAGAAGGAGAAAGCAGAACAGCCAUUUAAAGAUGGGAAAAACGCGGUAAUGAACCUUACCGAAUCGGCAAUAGACUCGGCGAACUCCUUGGAAAUUCAAGAUGCAGCACUGUCUAGGUUAAUGGUUGGGGGAGCAUCCGGAGGUGAACUUGUCAAAAAGGAUGAUUUGUGGCAGUGCCUUUUUGGCAAUUCAGGAAAGGAAGCCAACGGUUUCCGGGCAGGUGCCGGUGGAGAAGUAGCAAGGUUCUUAAGAGAGGAUGCAGCAGAACAGCGAAGAGCUGCAUAA